UCCAAGUUUGGAGCUUUUAGCUGCCAGCCCUGGCCCAUCAUGUAGCUGCAGCACAGCCUUCCCUAACGUUGCAACUAGGGGAAAAAUCACUUUCCAGACUGUUUUGCAAGGUGUGCAAUUCCAUCUUGACUCCCUGAAAGUCCAUCUGCUGCAUCGGUCAAGAGAAACUCUACUUGCAUGAAGAUUGCACGCCUGCAGCUUGCAUCUUUGUUGCAAAACUAGCUACAGAAGAGAAGCAAGGCAAAGUCUUUUGUGCUCCCCUCCCCCAUCAAAGGAAAGGGGAAAAUGUCUCAGUCGAAAGGCAAGAAGCGAAAUCCCGGCCUUAAGAUUCCAAAAGAAGCAUUUGAACAACCUCAGACCAGUUCCACGCCACCUCGAGAUUUAGACUCCAAGGCUUGCAUUUCUAUUGGAAAUCAGAACUUUGAGGUGAAGGCAGAUGACCUGGAGCCUAUAGUGGAGCUGGGCCGAGGUGCGUACGGGGUGGUGGAGAAGAUGCGACACGUGCCCAGCGGGCAGAUCAUGGCGGUGAAGCGGAUCCGGGCCACAGUUAACAGUCAGGAGCAGAAACGGCUACUGAUGGAUCUGGACGUUUCCAUGAGGACAGUGGACUGUCCAUUUACCGUCACCUUCUAUGGUGCGCUCUUCCGGGAGGGUGAUGUGUGGAUAUGCAUGGAGCUCAUGGAUACGUCACUAGAUAAAUUCUACAAACAAGUUAUUGAUAAAGGCCAAACAAUUCCAGAGGAUAUCUUAGGGAAGAUAGCAGUUUCUAUUGUAAAAGCAUUAGAACAUCUACACAGUAAGCUCUCUGUUAUCCAUCGAGAUGUCAAGCCUUCUAAUGUGCUCAUUAAUACCCUGGGCCAAGUGAAGAUGUGUGACUUUGGAAUCAGUGGCUACCUGGUGGACUCUGUUGCUAAAACGAUUGAUGCGGGUUGCAAACCAUACAUGGCUCCUGAACGAAUAAACCCGGAGCUCAACCAGAAGGGGUACAGUGUGAAGUCUGACAUUUGGAGUCUGGGCAUCACCAUGAUUGAGCUGGCCAUCCUUCGGUUUCCCUAUGAUUCUUGGGGAACUCCCUUCCAGCAGCUAAAGCAAGUGGUAGAAGAGCCGUCGCCACAGCUCCCAGCAGACAAGUUCUCCGCAGAGUUUGUUGACUUUACCUCACAGUGCUUGAAGAAAAAUUCCAAAGAACGGCCCACGUAUCCAGAGCUUAUGCAACAUCCAUUUUUCACCCUACACGAAUCCAAAGCAACCGAUGUGGCAUCUUUUGUAAAACUGAUACUUGGGGACUAAAAAGCCAUGGACUUACUGGUUGACCCUACUGUGGAUUGGUGGGUUUACAGGGUGAAGUGAGUUCAUUACAACACCAACAGGAAAAGUCAUCUUGAGAUCAUUGAACCCUGCCUUCUUGAGGGUUCUUUCUCCCUAUUUUUUCUUUUUCCUCUCCAAAGGGGGCCAUGGAAUCUCUAGUAUAGAAUGAACUCUCUAGAUGGAUGAAAUAUGAUAAAGGCUUAGGACUUGAAAAGGUGAUUAAAUAUUUAAUGACGAGUCAUAUGAGUCCUCAAGCUUCUCAGAUUUCUCGUGUUCUUUACAAAAUGAAUGCAUUGGCCCUGGUAACAAGGUGCUACAGUAGUGAUGAAAUUGUAAAGUAGAUUUGUAGUGUAUCCCACUUAUUAUUUUAAUAUUUAUGUUUCAGUGCUUGGUUGGAAAUAUUCCAUUUUAUGCAAGAAAGGGAGAUAGAGAGGCAAGGCUGACUUGGCAGUAUUUAUAGGGCUUUUAUUUUGUAAGUUCAAUCAUGUCUGUGGUCCAGAGGAAGUUAUUUAAUAUGCAUCUGUAAGAAUAUUAUAAAAAUCUCAAACAAAGGGGCUCUUCCUGUGCAGUGUGGCUUGCAGCUGUCAUGGCUGCUGCUCCCAAACUUCAACUCAAUCCUGGGUAACCACCGCAACUUUUGAAUGAAUUGUCAAAGUAUCUUGAUCAUAUCCCAACCCCCAACUUUGGAAAAUAUGGAAGUCACUUGUAUCAUGGCUCAAAGAGUAAAAACCAAUGGGUCUCUUCAAAUUUGUGGUAUAGUUUUAGUGAAAAAAUGAAACUAAUGGAAAGUGGUGUGCUCUUUAUAUUUACUUAUCUUUCUCUGUGUAUGCAUUUGUGUAUGUAUGUGUUUGUGUAAGUAUGUGUGUAUGUGUGUGUGUGUGUGUGUGUGUGUGUGUGUGUUCCUUUGUUAAACCAAGUCCUACUAAGUGGCUUCUAGAAACACCUAUAUUAGAAGGAUACCUGUCAGUCAUGAGAUGCGAUAUGAAAACUCACAGAGAGAAGUGAAGCGUCUUGCUCUUGAUUCUCCUCAGUGGAUGUGCCCCAAGGCCUGCCUUUGUAAUUUGUGAAUUAUCCUGCUUUGCUUGUUUGUUUUCAUGUUCCAUAAAAAAGCCUUAUUAUUAGAAGGGCUGUGAUAGGAGACGCUAAAAGGCAGCAGUCUUUCAGUGAAAUGAAAAUGUAAUGUGGAAUACUGCCUCGGCACAGACUGCCAAGCUGUCAUAGGCUCAGGCCAUGUCAGGUGUUUCUAUGACAUCAUGGAGUGGCUUGUUCCACUUUCAAGUUCUAGCAGACUGACUAAACAACCAGGUGUUUUCUUGUGAUUAAAGACACCAUGGGUUCUCUAGUUUAAGCUUCUGUGGUCCUCUAGGAUUAAGAAGUUUUAUGAGUGGCAGGGAAAAGAUAAUCUUUUGCUAAAUAGUGAGGAACCAUUACUUUGGGACACAGUAUUAAUUCAAGGUUACUAUUAGAAUAUGAAGACAACAUGUUGAUAAAAAGGGAAGAAAGGAAAAUAUACUUUCUCCCCUUCCCUGACCUCUUGGAAUUCUCCUUUCCUUCCCUCCAGAUUUUGAAGCAUAAACAGUCCAGUUUUCACUGUAUUAUUUGCAUCUUCAAGACUCUUGCACAGGACGCUUGCUUAGAGUGUGUCCGACACUUCCGUAUCUCUUCUAGCUGCUGUUGUAAGGGACAUCCAUUGGCAGAGCUGUGGAGAUGGCUGCCAGUAAAGCACUUGCCUCUCAAUUAAGGACCUGCGUUCAGAUUCCCCAAACCCACAGAAGCUGGGCAUUGAGCACAGGCCUGUAAUCCCAGAGAUGGUGAGAUUGGAGGUGGAGACAGGCACCUGGAAGCCUGUGACUCGGUUAGCCUGGCCUAUGUGCUGAGAUUCUAGGCCAGGGAGAGACUUUGUCUCCAACAAAAGGUAGAAUGCACCUGAUAAAAGGUAGAAUGAUAACUGAAUUUGCUCUCUGACCUUCACAAGUGUGUUGUAUAUGGGCACACUCUCUCCGUCCCGCCAAACACACACCACUUACCAUAUACCGCACACACAUAAACACAAUAUUCCUGUUUGAUUAAGCACAACUCCCUCUGCUCUAAAGACACUUUUUAUUUAUUUCUUGCCAGAAAUGUGGUAUUAUCCUUUUGAUCAUGUCCAUUCAACUUCCCCUCCACCUUUCCCAAUCUAAAAGUUCCUCUUUUUGACAUGGAGGGAGAUCACAUCUGUCUUCCCGCUCUGCUCACUCAUCUCUGAGUACAGAAAGUAAUGGGAAAAAGCCUGGGGCACCUCUUAGGACUUCUAGUGACAGUCAAGUCAGUCAUCUUUCUGGUGUGGAUCAGAUUGGUCUCACUUGAUUUCCUACUUUGAAAUACUUUUAACAAAGAGCACAUUUUACACUUGUGCACCUGUGUGGUCUGGACUGUAAGCCCAGGACAGGAACUUGUCAAACAUGCCAUAGUGGGAAGAGGAACUGGGUCAAGCCUGGUACACUUUGGAGCCACUUAGGAGGCUGCGUGAGUGCCAAAGUCCUGGCCCCAGAGACUUGGAAUAAAUUGGUCCAGGUCGAGCCUGGCAAUUAGUACUUUAAAGAAAGAAAAAAAAAUACCAAUCCCUCAUGAGUUCCUGAUGCACACCAGUCAGGGUUGAGGGUACUGGUAAAAUCAGAAUGAAAUGGCCCCCUGAAAUGGAGAAGAGUGUAUAUAGAUGAAGCCAAAAUGGAUUGUUGGUCCUAGUUCUUGACCAUCUUCUAAGCCUAACAAAAAUUCUCACAUGCCAAAGUUCGCCAACACUUCCUUCUUUAUGGUGCCAUUGGUGGGUUGUCUCAGUAACUUUUUGUGUUUGAUGCUGUAGGCCAAGAUAUUGAAUACUUAGGUGUAUCAAAUAAUUAGGUCCCAACUGCUUCACAGUAGUCCUUUGAACCAUGCCAUUCAGAUGACAGUGUUUGUCCUGGAAACUAAUAAUAUAUUGCCAUGCCUAUGAAUUAUUUCAACUCAAGGCUUAUGGAUGCUGGGCAUAUGCUAUGCUGAAGUUUGCUCAGUCUUUGGCCAGUGACUUUCAAAACUGAGUUCUCAGCCAUUCAGCACCCGCUUCCCUAUAUUGUUUCAUUCUCUAUCUUGUUGAUAGUUUUGGUUUGUCUGCCUCCUUAAUUAUGAAAUUAAAGAUUGGAACCAUUCUUUGCUGUUCAUCAGUGGACACUGCCAGAUGUCAUAGUCUAGAAAUAAGCAGAUGGAGCUGGGGAGAUGGCUCAGGAGGGAAAGGUUCUGUGGGGAAAGCAUGGAGCUUUGGGUUUAGAUCCUGAAUAUUCAUGUGAAAGCCAAGUGUGGUGGUUUGUGCCUGUAACCCUAGUUUGAGGUAGUUGAGGAAGGGGAGAACAACUGGGCAGAUCCUGCAGCCCAUUGGUCAGCCAGUCUAUCUAAAUCUAUUAGCUUUAGGUUCAGGGGAGGAACUUGUCUCACAAAACAAAGUUGGAGAGAGUUUGAAGAAAGAUGCGUCACAUUGACCUGUAGUCUCCACAUACUCACAUACGUGUGCAUCUCCUGACACAUGAACAUACACCCACACCAACAAGUACGGACAACACAUACAAACAUCACAUAUACACAAUAUUUUAAAAAAUUCAAUAGAAACAGUUAGUGGCCUCUGCAUUAGAGGAGAUGGGUACCGAGAUGAUCACUCACCUUGAUUCUCUUAAUUAACUUGAUCUAGUGUCUUAUGUCACCACAAAAGAAGUCAAGAGGGGCUAACAUGUCAUAGUUUAGCCUCAAAAUGUCUUAAUUAGCCCCAGAGUUUCUAUUCAGAGGGGUCACUUUCAAGAGUGUUUAGGAAAAACAUGGUUUUUGUCCUAAAAGUACAAUGAAUAUCUAGUUCUUAAUUUCUAUUAUUUUUUUUUUUGUUGCGGGGGGAGGGUUAUGUUCUCUGACCUUGGAAAUAACAUUUAUGUAUUCACUCAAUUCAUCAAGGUGGAUGUUCUGCAAGUGAGGUGAGUUUCUGUCACACUAAGAUUUUGUCAGAAAGUCUCUGACUUUAAGAGGCUUUUCUGGCUCGAGGAACCCCCUGCUUUUAUGGAGGUAGUGAGUGAAAUGGUACUUGGUCAUGGUCUUUUUUUUUUUUUAAUUUUUCAAAAGGAAUGAGUACUUUUCCAUCAGGCCAUUGAAAGUAGACAUCGGGGUGGAAAAAUGCCAGAGUAAAUCUCUGAAGAAAUGGCUACCAGAUGAAUGGACACGACAUUUCAUCCUGGAGAUCCCAUGGUCCUCUUUCCUUGGACUUCUCUUCAUUUAAAACACUGUUGAAUGUACUGUCAGCUAAAGAUAGUCUUUGGUUUUUCUAUGGCCUUAACUGAUUAAAUUAUAAUUCUCUUGGAAAUUUGUUGAAAACUAGAACCUAUUCCCUAGGAAAAUGUAAGUCAUGUAUGAACCAUCAUUUUGCAAGCAUUUCUUUGUUGGGGAGGGAUGGAAGUUUGUAGAUCUCAUAGAUCAAUAGACUGCAAUAGAAUGUAGAUCAAUCAACAUUAUAGAAUGUAGACUGUGUCAUUCUUGAUUAAGUUGGCAAGAUUUCUAUAAAGGCUCACAUGGUAAAUACUUUUGGCUUUCUGUUUCAUGUUUUUUUUUUUUAAUCUUCUUUAGCUCUUCUGUUGAAAUCCAAAACAAUGCCUAAAUGGCUGUGUUGCAAUAAAAACUUAUAAAACCAAGCACGAAUUGUAUUUAGCUUACAAGGCCAUGGCUUGUCUUAGACCAUCAAACACAAAAUUCUAAUUGAUAAACUAUAUGAAUAGAGUUUUCAACUCCAUAUUUGGCUUAGUUGUGAGGCCUACUAGGAAGAUGCAUAUAGGAAAAUAAAAUCAGAAAUAAUGGGAAGUGUUUAGUUGCAUGAAUGUCUCCUGUUCAUUUCUCCAGGUAAGUAUUUAUUACUCCAGAGGCGAUGGAACAGUUUUAUCUCGGUUAAAUGAUAUCCUUUUCAUUAGACUCAUGCUGUAAUUGACAUCAUGACUGAGUUUAGUUUGGAAGAGGCACAUUCUUAGAUGUCAACUGUGUCCUUGAGUCUUAGCUUCUUUGCGUUUGCUUUUUCUUUGUAGUGGAAUGUGCAUGCAAGGAGAGUAGCAAACCCAAACACCAACUGUUGUGUUUCUUUCUUCCCAGAACCACAGUGGACUGUGAGACUAGACUUGGCAUUACAAGUAGAAGGCAGAUAGGAGUCUUUUAUUUUACUUUUAAUUUAACUCCUCUCUCUGUCUCUCUGUCUCUGUCUCUGUCUCUGUCUGUCUCUGUCUCUGUCUCUCUCUCUCUCUGUCUCUGUCUCUCUCUCUGUCUCUCUGUCUCUCUCUCUCUCUCUCUCUCUCUCUCUCUCUCUCUCUCUCUCUCUCUCUCUCUCUCGGUGUCUGUGUGUACAUGUACAUGUGGACUGGAUCCCCUGGAGCUGGAGUUACAGGAAGAUAUAAGUUGUUUGAUGUGGGUGCUGGGAACUAAACUCAGGCCUCUUGGAGAUCAGUGAGUGCUCUUAAUCACUAAGCCAUCUGUCUAUCCUAUUUUAUUUUAUUUUUUUGGUGCUUUUGAAAUAGGAUCUCAUGUAUUCCAGACUGACCUCAAACUUGUUAUAUAGUUGAGGAUGACCUUGAACUUACAACCCUAUUGCCUCCAUCUCCCAAGUGCUGGGAUUAUAGGUGUGCACCACCACACCUGGCUUUACGUGGUGCUGAGAAGUGAACCCAGGGUUUUCAUGCAUUUUAGACAAUCACUCUAUCUGGGCUAUAUCUCCAGUCCCACUGUUACCCACUUGACUACAUCUCUAGUCUGACAUCUUCAGAAACGUGUCCACCUCAUCCAUUGACUUGUUUGCUUGUUUGUCCACUGUCCCCAAAGUAAUUUGGAGUAGUUUAGGGUCAAUAGUUCUGUUCUCUGGUGAUCUUUAUAGGGCUCCUGUUUGCAUCAUGAUUAGACUCAUGCUGUCCGAUUUGAGAUCUGCCUCUGAACUUGGGCAGGGCACUCUUCUUAUUUACCCAUUAAUACAUUACUGAUUCAAGGGACCUGGACACAAUGCCACCUUUAUGAUGUGAUUUCUCCUGGGUUUCCACCCCUCAUGAAUUUCUGAACCUCAGAGCCUGCUGGGUCAGUGUGCACCCAGAAAGUCAUGUCAUCAUCUGCCUCUGUCAGUAUUUGUACCCUUGGCUCUAAGAUGACUGUUGUGAGGAACCUCUGCUUUUUCCUUUAUCUCCUUCCAGAAUGGAACACGUUUUAAAGCUAUUAGUAUCUUUAUUGUCUACACAGUAUCUACAUCAUCUAUUACCUUUAUAACAAAUCACACUUAGAAAGACAUGCAGAGACUCCUUCUGAGGGCAUAUUGAAACGUUUGGUCAGAUAGUCUACCUAAAAGAAUGUUUUUGUUUCAUCAGGGGAAAAUGAAUUCUAGAACCUUCAAAGCACAGCUAUUUUCCCAUGGGAAGUAUCUCAGCACCAAAUGCAGAGACAACCUUUUCCUGAGGCUUUGCUAUUGACAGCUAUGGAAAUCCAAUCUUCCCAUGGCAGGUCUUUUGGAGACAGGGCAUGAUUUGGGCGUUAUCUUUGUAAUUCCCAACCCAAACUUCACUUUUUGGGUAGAAGUCUCACAGAAACGUCUUUCUACUAAAAAUGAGGAGGAGUCUAAUUUAAUAAGAGACAGAAGCCAAGUUCAAGGGCUUUGUAGUAGGGACUUUUUGUUUUGUUUGCACUUUAAUGCAAAUGUGCUAAUAGAACUUACAUGUAUUGAGGGACUGGAGAGAUGGCUGAAUGGUAAGAGAACUUCGGGUCCCCAGGACUCAUGUAGUGGCUCACAACUUUCUCUAACUCUAGUUCCAGGGGAUCUGAUGCUCUCUUCUGGACUCCUCAGGCACCUGCCUGCCUGUGCUGCUUAUAACCCAUAGACAUAUAUACACAUACACAUUAAAAAAAAAACACACAAAGCAAAACAGCCAAAUCUUUAAAAUAGUUUAUGUGUAUUUAGUCUACUCUUGAGAUUCUGAGAAAUUUGUGACCAUGGGUUUCUUCAUCUGAAUUUAGCAAUUGAGCCCCCUUUUCUUGGGAGUUUAUAGUUAGAAUUUUGGAGAUCUGCACUGAAUUUCUUUCUGACACUGUCAGUAUAGGCAGACUUCUGUGAGGAGUAAUCUUGACAUGCUUCAUGCCUCCCCAUAGGUUAUAAUUGUGCUUUUCUGAGGCUCAGGGUCUCGUUCUAGAAAUGGAAUUUUGUGGGAUGGAGAGCAAGGACAGGCGUGUGUACUAACUUGUUCCUGAACGUGUGAAACACUCUCCUGUGUAAUCUGUAGACUGAGCUUAGACCAGGUCACCAACCAUUUUAGUGUGUCUUUUUCAUUUCUUGUUGCUCUCCCUUUGUAGAUGACCUAGGUUGGCUUGUGUGGGUGCUUUCAAACAGUAAAAGUCAGUAACAGUUAUGAAACAAUGAGCCUCAUCAUUCUAACUUCUUAAAAAUAUCCCAGAGAACUUUCAGCCAGCUUACUAAGUAGCAGGUGUGCUUGUGGCAUUUUGAAGCAUGCUGUGUUUGUGCUGAACCUCACUUCUGCUCCCUCCUCUUCCCCUAGCUCAGUGUUCCCCAUGCUUGAUAAUCCCUUCUCCCACCAGUAUUUCACCUUCUACUUUCAUAUUCUUUGUUUUCUAUUACUAUGUCUGCCCUUCUUCCUUAAACCCCCCUGUUUUUCUCUCUCACGUGCCCAUCACUAGUUUCCUGACAUCUGCACACACCCACUCCCUCAUUAAUACACACAUGUACAGAUAGAUGCUAUGAUGCACAUGUGAGAGAGGACAUGAGGGGUUUCUCUUUCUGUGCCUGGUUUGCCUCGCUUGAUAUAUUUCAGUCAUCCAUCUUUCUAUAAAUUUCAUUUUUCAUUAUGGCGGACUCAGAUUCCAUUUGUAUACAUACCAAAUUUCAUGAUCAGUUCAUCAGUUGGUGGAUAUCUAGGCUGAUUCCAUAGCCUUACUAUUGUGGGUACAGCAGCAGCAAUACACAUGGAUGUGCAAGAACCUCUGUAGAAGGACAAAGAGUCCUUUGCUAACUCUCUUUCCUUUGGUAACCUCCAUUUGGAUUUUUAAAAAGGAGCAACUGGAUUGGGCAUUCAGUUUCCUUAAGUAAUAUUUAACCAAUACCCUUCCUUCCAUCCUGCGGACUUCAUGGGAGAUACACUUUAUUUGGAAAUAUGAUUAUUUCUUUUCCUUUGUUACACACCAAUUUUAUUUGCCAACCAUGUAUAUUCUAAAGGAAGCUCUCAAGCCAAAGCAAAUAUGACUUGAUGCAAGAAUAAAGUUUGUCUGGAUAACUGUUUUGUGGUACUCAAAAUGUCCUGAAAGAAGAUAACAGAGGGAUGUCCACCCAUCCUUCAGAACUCCUAAUUCUAGCCCUUACAGUUAGUGUGGGGGAGAGUUUAGAGUAGGAGAAGCAUGCUGUUGUGGGUCUGCUUCAUCUUUCCUGCCACAUGCACCAUGCUGGUGCUGACCAUCCUGGGCUAAAACCAUCUUUUUUUUUCUUUAAAAUGAGGCAAACUGAGCUGCAGGAUGUAGAAUUUAUUAAGAGUUUUGUUCAGGAAGGACCAUGCAGAACAUUUCCCUGCCUUUGAGUUAAAUGUUACAUUUAAGUUCUGACCCUGCAAUCUCACUUACAGACGUGAAGGAGCUGGGGGUAUAGACUUUACCUUGAAUUUUCCUGUAUGGAAACAAGUGAAGCUGAUUUUUUUUUUUCCAUACCAGAAACACCCCGCAUCACUUUAUGGUGAAAGGAAAGUUAGAAAUAUCCAUUGAUAACUUCUGUCAAGCGCUGGGAUUGUAUUUCACAAACACCCAUUUUGUCGGACAGCCCACUAGUCUAUCUUUGCCUCUUGUCUGAGGUGGCCCAGUAUGUUCUUAUGUUAGCUUAGCUUUCUUGUCAGCCACGUUGUAGGUGGUGGGUCUUCUUUUUUUCUGUUUUGUUUUUGUUUUUUAAUUUAACAGCUUGUUAUAACUGGUAACAUUACCUCAGAAAUCCUAAAAUUAAGGCAAUAAAUAACUCACGUGCAGGGUUUGAGGUAGAUAUAAACAUUGUAGUUGAUUUAUAAUAGCUGUAAUAACGGUUCCAGGAGUAUACCUAGCUAAAGGAUGAUGUGGCCUUAAAUAAGUCAUGUGUGUUUGUAACAUUUGGAAUAGCUGAAUCGCCUGGGUCCCUUUCUGGAGAAAUCCAUCUUUCCCUGCAAGUACCAUUGAUGAGGGCUGUAUAAUAGCUGGGUCACUGGCCUCUGUCAGUCAUGAAGCCAAUAAUAUACUAAUUUGCCAAAGGUGGGGUAGUUUUGUUUUAUACUUAUGUACAGGUCAUGGUAUGAUGGAGUUCCUAUCACCAGAUCUUGAAAAAUGUGCAGCAUUGUUUUUCUCUUUAUUUCUCAUCCAAGAGCAUAUUAAUAUAUGUUUUUGAUAUGCUAUGAAGUAUGUUUUUGAAUCCAUGCAUUUGACCAAGACAAUGGCAGAGAUGUUAGGCCAGCAGUUGUUAUGUGGCUCUCCAGGCUCCCUUCUUACCACCUCAAAAGGAAAAUGAAACUGAGAGAUUAAGUCAAACUUGAAUUUCUGUGUUGAAGAGGAGCGUCCACUCUGACUUCCCAUCUCAGGAUGUUCUUCAGUUCCACACUGGUGCCAAGGAGGAAGGUUUGAGCUGCUGACACUGUAACUUUUCUCUGGAUGUGUGUGUGUGUGUGUGUGUGUGUGUGUGUGUGUGUGUGUGUGUGUGUGUUCACACUGCACGUGUUGUGUUCAAUGUCUCAUCAACCUGUGAACUGAUUCAAACAGUGGAGAAGACAGCGAUAAAAGCAAAAAACAAACACCUAACCACUUCAAUUCUAUCAAAGUGCUAACCAUGCUUCCAUAGCUGGAUCAAAUAAUGUAAGCAUUCAGGAGUGAUGUUCUUGAGUGAAAUGGUGUGUUAUCUCAUAAGAAAUUGUACAAUUAAUAAAAGACAUUAAAAAGUGCA
Molecule: messenger RNA, 11266 nt
Organism: Peromyscus californicus insignis
Lineage: Eukaryota; Metazoa; Chordata; Mammalia; Rodentia; Cricetidae
Gene: Map2k6
Product: mitogen-activated protein kinase kinase 6
Exons: 12
Coding region: 286-1290 (334 amino acids)
Biological process (GO): protein phosphorylation; MAPK cascade
Molecular function (GO): MAP kinase kinase activity; ATP binding
Source: RefSeq, a predicted model, not a curated record